UAUAUAUUGGGCGACCCGGCUGGUUGCCUCGUGCAGUUUUGUGGCGGUGGUGUUGUUUGCACAGGGAGAGAGCGAGUGCGCUAUGGGUAGGACUGGCUCUUGGGCUAGAGCACAGAAAAGUUAACAACAAGUUAUAGAGGCUCGCUCAAGUCUGCAGAUCUCGCGAAAAACAGUCUCGACGUCUUUCUAUCUUCACUACCCAGUACAUUUUCAAGAUGCAGUGCAGUCCGAGACUAUUAAUUUGCCUCGCUCUCCUGCUGUUGGCGGCAAUCGCGGAAUCUCACGGAAUGGUUCUGACGGAAAAGGAGAAAAGAGGAUGGACACUGAACAGUGCAGGAUAUCUGCUGGGUCCCACAGCUAUGGAUCAGCAUCGAACUCUCAACGGUUUGGCUGGCAAGCGUGCGGCCUUUGAGGAAACCUUCAAUACAUUCGGACAAAAGCCAUUGCGGGUGUCAACAGAAGAUGUGCUGCGUGCCAUCAUCGACUACCUUAAUUACAUGCACAUGAAAGAAGCAAGAGGACUGAGCACGAUGCCAGAAGACUUCUUCGAAGAUCUCCCGCGGCAGCCCUGAUCCCAAAACGCCGCCUGUGUUCGUCCCAUCUAAGCACCGAGUGUAUAAUAAGCUAAGACUUAUAUAUGGUUCCAGCGUAUUAAUAAGUGUCUCAUUACCCUAGCUGCCGUUUGUGCUCUCAAAAAAAAUGCAUACUUCUUACCAUUCGUCUGUGUGUCGUGUACCAGAUGUAUUCAGUCGGACGCUGGUGUCUGUGUCGCUGAGCACGAUAUUGUUACGCUUAGCUCGCCACGAUCCCGUGUAAGAAUGCACGUCCAAGUAAACAUGUAGUUGUGGAGUUUAA
Molecule: messenger RNA, 855 nt
Organism: Lethenteron reissneri (Far Eastern brook lamprey)
Lineage: Eukaryota; Metazoa; Chordata; Hyperoartia; Petromyzontiformes; Petromyzontidae
Gene: GAL
Product: galanin and GMAP prepropeptide
Biological process (GO): neuropeptide signaling pathway
Cellular component (GO): secretory granule; extracellular region
Molecular function (GO): galanin receptor binding; neuropeptide hormone activity
Source: RefSeq, a predicted model, not a curated record